This is a messenger RNA of Pseudovirgaria hyperparasitica, 1584 nucleotides long. Its product is annotated as MFS transporter. The transcript is spliced from 4 exons. The record is from RefSeq and is a predicted model, not a curated record. Gene Ontology annotation, biological process: transmembrane transport. Gene Ontology annotation, cellular component: membrane. Gene Ontology annotation, molecular function: transmembrane transporter activity. NCBI's taxonomy places the organism in Eukaryota, Fungi, Ascomycota, Dothideomycetes, Acrospermales, Acrospermaceae. The coding region runs from base 1 to 1584 and encodes 527 amino acids.
AUGGCAGUCGACAAGGAGCUCGCUACUGCGCCUGUGGCGUCUGAAGACGACAAACAGGAUAUCGAUAUGGUUGAAAGGGUCAUGUCUGGGGAUACCGACCUGCAGAAAGACCACGUAAAUUACAAUCGUAUCGACAAAGAGCUUGCGAAGUAUACCGACGCUACUGCUAUCGCGAUCAGCCCCGAGGAAAACAUGCGGUUGAAGAAGAUGGUUGACAGGCGUGUGCUGCCAGUUAUGGUCUUCACGUACUUCCUCCAGGCCCUUGAUAAAGGCACCCUAUCCUUCGCCUCCAUCAUGGGCAUCCAAACAGACGCCAAUUUGCACGGGCAGCAAUACCCCUGGCUGACCACAUGUAUCUAUAUCGCCAUCCUUUUUGUCGAAUACCCAACCAACCGCAUUAUCCAGCACGUGCCCAUUGCCAAAUAUCUCGGCUUCAACAUUAUCGCCUGGGGUACUGUGCUCGCCUUCCACGCCCUCACCCACAACUUCGCCGGCCUCGUCGCCGUGCGUGUGCUGCUCGGUAUCUUCGAAGCCGUAUGCCAGCCCAGUUUCAUGGUCAUGAGCAGCAUGUGGUAUAAGCGUGAGGAGCAAGCUCAGACCGUCACUUACUGGUACAUGAUGAACGGCGCCCAACAGAUUGUGGGCGGCCUGCUCGCAUACUGCUUCACUCUCAUCGGCAACGAUAAAGCGAUCAAGUCUUGGCAAGCGAUAUUCCUGUGCUACGGUAUCUUCAGCGUGUUCUGGGGCGUAUUUGUGCUCUUUUGGCUGCCCGACAGUCCUAUGCGCGCAAAAUGCUUCUCCGAAGCCGACAAACACUUGCUCGUUGAGCGCGUGCGCUCUAACCAGACUGGUCUGCAGAACAAGACAUACAGACGCGAACAGGUGAUUGAGGCGCUGACGGAUGUGCAAACGUGGUGUUAUGGUCUUAUCGCUAUUUGCACAACGCUGCCGACUAGUGGGCUGGGUGCAUUUGCGAACAUCAUCAUCAAGGGGUUCAAUUUCACCACGCUACAGGUACAAUUGUUGGCGAUGGUAUUGGGUGCGUACAUCAUUAUCGUGCUUAUGAGCUCAAUGUGGCUGGUCAAGAGGUUCAAUCAGACCUGCUUCAUCAUGGGGCUCUAUGUCAUCCCUUCCUUCGUCGGCACGAUAGUCCUCAUGACGGUUGUUAACACCUCCAAGGCAACCCAAGGCGGCCUGCUCUUCUCCUACUACAUCGUCCUCUCUUUCUGGGCCGCCCAAACACUCUCCAUGUCGCUCAUCUCCCGCAACGUCGCCGGCCAAACCAAGAAAACGGUUGUCGUAGCCUUCAACUUCGUCUGCUGGGCCGGUGGCAAUGCCGCCGGCAGUCAAGUGUUUCUGUCCUGGGACGCACCCAGAUACUUUAUUGCGUUUUCGACGCAUAUGGGGUGUUAUGUGUUGUUAGUGAUUGUGAUCAUAGUGCUGCGGACGCAUCUAGUGAGGCAGAACCGGAAGAAGGAUGAGUUGGCUGCGGCGGGGGUGAAAGAGGCGAAGGAUGAGAAGCUGGUGCAUGCUUUUGAGGAUUUGACGGACAGAGAGAAUGCCAAUUUUCGGUAUAUGAUAUAA